Molecule: messenger RNA, 1125 nt
Organism: Exserohilum turcica Et28A
Lineage: Eukaryota; Fungi; Ascomycota; Dothideomycetes; Pleosporales; Pleosporaceae
Exons: 1
Coding region: 1-1125 (374 amino acids)
Source: RefSeq, a predicted model, not a curated record
AUGCUAUCCUCCUCCCCAGACCAGACGUCAGCCAGUCUUCGCAAGAUCGCUGUUGUGGGCUCCACCGGAUUUUUGGGACCUUACCUCAUCGCUGCCCUGCUAAAAAAGAAUCACCAAUCUCAAAUCCUUUGUCUAAAUCGAUGCAGCGACGGAGAGAAACGAACCAUGUCUGUCGUGAGGCAGCUUGAUCCUGACAGUUAUCAGCACCAUAGUCGUUUGUCCUUCUUCACCGCCGACAUCGCAAAACCUCGCCUUGGGCUUGAUUGCAACCUGUAUGAGCUUCUAGCAUCUGAGUUCCACGAAAUCAUCUUCAAUGCUUGGAGCACUAGCUGGAACAUUCCGCUGGAGGAUUUUGAGCCACUUCUAUGCGCUUUGCGUAGCGCUAUACAUAUCUGCACCACAGGCCCACGGAAACCCCGUCUAACAUUCGUAUCUUCCACCUCUGCGCUUGGAAAUUGGUCAAAACUGCAUCCCGAGCAGCCACUGCUCCCCGAAGAACCUGCAUGGGACAAUGCAAGUGCGACAAGGGAUGGGUAUGGCCAAAGUAAGCAGAUUGCGGAGCAAUUGAUAGCCCGAGCGCAUGAGGAGCGCCAGCUACGUGCCACGAUUGUCCGCGCUGGCCUCAUUGGCGGCCCAUCUUCUACACAACCACGAUCACUGAGCUGGCCUAUUCAAGGUUCAGUAUACGUUCUCAUCAAAACCAGCCAAAGAAUGGGCAAGUGGCCUGCCCAGAUAAAUGCUCUGGACUGGAUUCCUGUAGACGCACUCGCAGACGGCAUUGCAGGAAUUACAACUACGCCGAGUAACAACAAGGUUCGCGUCUAUAACAUGAUGCAUCCCAAACCAGCGCCUUCCAUUCUGCUUUAUGAGACAUUAAAGAGCAAGUUCGGGCUAACAGCAAAACUAGUUAGUCUCCCUGAAUGGCUUGAGAACCUCAAUUCAACAUCAAAAUUGCGGAACUUUCUCCAACAGGCCGGUAUGGGUCGAGAGCAGGAGGGCAUGAUCUUUCAUAACCAGAACGCUCUAGGUGUUCUGCCAAGCGUCGAGCAAAUCACAGAACAGCGGUUGGCAACAUGGCUGGAUGGAUGGGGCCUUGAGCUGGAGAGGAUCACGUCCAGGCUAUAG